This is a messenger RNA of Striga asiatica, 351 nucleotides long. The record is from the annotation of a GenBank genome assembly. NCBI's taxonomy places the organism in Eukaryota, Viridiplantae, Streptophyta, Magnoliopsida, Lamiales, Orobanchaceae.
GGGCAUCUCGUUCACCACCUUCAUAGCCUCAUUAACGAGCCCAGCCCGCCCAAGGAUAUCGACAAGGCAAGAAUAACCAUAAGCACUCCUCAUGGAGUCGAAAAGCAUACGGCCUUUUCUCACGAAGCCCGCAUGGCUACAGCCCGACAGGACUCCCACAAAAGUGAUCCCAUCAGGAGCGUGGCCCGAUCUUAUCAUCCGAGCAAAUGCCUGCAGGGCCCACAUGCCGAGCCCGUGAUUGGAAUACGCAGAUAUUAUCGCGGUCCAACUGACGACGUCCUUUGCUUCAAGAUUGUCGAAAACAAUCCUAGCCGAGGUGAUGUCACCACACCUGUAGUACAUGGUGAUUAG